Carya illinoinensis is the source of this 903-nucleotide messenger RNA. RefSeq lists its product as uncharacterized. The transcript has a single exon. NCBI's taxonomy places the organism in Eukaryota, Viridiplantae, Streptophyta, Magnoliopsida, Fagales, Juglandaceae. The record is from RefSeq and is a predicted model, not a curated record. The coding region runs from base 1 to 903 and encodes 300 amino acids.
AUGGAAAAGAUCCUAAGAUUGCUUGGACCUUCAAAUGCUGCAGUGAUCCAGAAGAUUCAUGUCAGCACGAGUGGAGCAAGGGAUAGGCUUGUCUGGUUAGGCACUAAGGAUGGGGGUUUCACAGUAAGGAGUGCAUAUCAUUUGCAAAAGGAACUCACAACAGGUCAGAAGGGUCAGUCAUCAAGUGGAUCUCUUGAUUUCAAAAACUGGACUUGUUUUUGGAAAUUAAAGAUUCCCAAUGCAGUCAAGGUUUUUCUAUGGAGAGCAUGCUUAGAAUCAUUGCCUACAAUGUCGAACCUCUUCAAGAAGAAGAUUGUGAGCUCUCCUCUCUGCCCAGUUUGUUGCAAUUCUGAUGAGACAGCAGGUCACAUUCUGUGGAACUGUCCCUCAGCCAUGGACGUGUGGAGUUAUGGCCCAAAAAGAAUCCAAAAAAGCUCUGUGAGGGCAGAGAGCUUUUUCAAGAUCAUUGAGGAGCUAAGGGACCUAUGUGACAUACAAACAUUGGGGGCUUUUGUUAUGAUAGCAAGGGAUAUCUGGCAAAGAAGAAACAAGCUGGUUUUUGAGGGAUCCUUUCUACAUCCUAGACUUCUAGCACAGAGGGCUGCCCAUCAACUGGAGGACUUUAAACUGGCUCAGGUGGUUCCAAUGCCUGACUCCCGCUUGCACACCAACCAGGCAUCCAUAUGGUCUCCUCCUCCAGAGGGAACUGUAAAGGUAAAUUGGGAUGUAGCCGUGAGUGAAGCACGUGACAGGGUGGGGAUUGGUCUGAUAGCUCGGGAUCAUAGGGGUAAUGUGAUUGCUGUAAAGAGGGUAGCAAGGGAAGGCUGUGUUGCUCCUUUGCUGGCAGAGGCUAUGGGAGGACUUCAUGUAGCUAUGUUUGCAUCCGAGCUCAACCUGUCCUAA